UUCUCACACUGGGUUUUUCAGUGAGAAGUGAGAAAAUUACACUCACACAGGACACACCUCCUCCUUUCAUCAGCUUGGAAAUGGGGAACUAUGUUGUAACUACCAUACUCAUUCUUCUCUUCAAUUUCAGCACUCUAAUCAACCUUGUCAUCUCUUGUCCGUACUGUCCAUACCCAACUCCAAAGCCUCCAAAGCACCACGACCAUCCAAAACUCCCACCCAAACAUCCUCCAAGAGUGAAGCCCCCAAUUCACAAACCACCAAAGCACAAUAACCCUACUCCUACCACUCCAUGUCCACCACCAAAGUCACCAAAACCAAGACCUCCCUAUGUCCCCAAGCCUCCAGUAAUAGUGCACCCACCCUACGUCCCAAAACCACCAUAUGUACCUAAGCCACCGGUUGUUAGACCACCAUAUGUACCAAAGCCACCGGUUGUAACUCCACCAUAUGUACCAAAGCCACCAGUUGUAACUCCACCAUAUGUACCAAAGCCACCGGUUGUAACUCCACCAUAUGUACCAAAGCCACCGAUUGUGACACCACCAUAUGUACCAAAGCCACCGGUGGUUACACCACCAUAUGUGCCGAAACCGCCGGUUGUGACACCGCCAUAUGUACCAAAGCCACCAGUGGUUACACCACCUUAUGUUCCUACACCAUCACCACCAUAUGUACCAAAACCAUCUCCACCAGUUGUGACACCACCAUACACACCAAGGCCGCCCAUUAUUGUUCAUCCUCCGUACGUCCCGUUGCCACCAGUUGUACCCACACCGCCCAUCAUCUCACCUCCUCCAUAUGUACCGACGCCACCGGUGGUUACACCACCAACGCCACCAAGUGAAACACCGUGUCCGCCACCGCCACCGCCGGCGCAACCAACAUGCCCCAUAGACUCGUUGAAGCUUGGUGCCUGUGUGGACGUUCUUGGCGGACUGAUACACAUCGGAAUCGGAGGAAGUGCUAAACAAACAUGCUGUCCGGUGCUUGAAGGGCUUCUGGACCUUGAUGCUGCUGUGUGUCUCUGCACUACAAUCAGGGCGAAGCUUCUCAACAUCAACAUCAUCAUCCCCAUCGCUCUUCAGCUCCUCAUUGAUUGUGGAAAGACUCCGCCAGAUGGAUUCAAGUGCUCACCAAAUUAAUCAAUUAUUAUAUUCAAAGGAAUGGCGUCACUUUGGCAUUGAAUAAGGUAUUAACAACAAGAAUGAGAGGUUUAUUGCUCAUAACAAGAUGCUGUGAAGAAACUUUACGAAGUGUUUUUUUUUAAUCGUUCUUCUUGAAGUCGUGUGUUAACCUAAGUAGUGCUUGCGAUGGGCUGGCAUGCAAAAAGCUUUUCGUUGAGUUUUGUCUGCUUGUUUGUAUGAUUGCGUAUGUGGUUCACGGUUACGUACUCAGACCCGUGACUGCGUUGGGAAUUGUUAAAGUUAGUUCAAUUUUAGACUUUUCUUCUAAUUUAUCAGACUGGGAAUUGGAAUUUCAUUCA
Messenger RNA from Arachis duranensis, 1486 nucleotides. RefSeq names its product 36.4 kDa proline-rich protein. The record is from RefSeq and is a predicted model, not a curated record. NCBI's taxonomy places the organism in Eukaryota, Viridiplantae, Streptophyta, Magnoliopsida, Fabales, Fabaceae. The transcript has 2 exons. Bases 81 to 1145 code for a protein of 354 amino acids.